GGCACCUUUACUCGCUUUUUGUACGGAAACGAACAAAAAUAGAAACUAAGGUAGACAAAAAGUUUGGCACAAUGAAAAGCUAAAUCAAAACAUUGCGACAUUCCCCCAUCGGGCAAGCUAAUCUAGAGUUUCAACAUGGUCCGACAUAGGAAUUUUAAUUAUCUUGUGGCGGAAACAUCACAGAAAAACCUCAAACACCCUCUACAAUGUUUUGUAAGUUUACAUCGACACGAGGAGAUUAACUCAACAGAAUAAACCAACAAACUAAACUAGUCCUGUCCAGUAGCAUGCCAGCUUAAUCGUAUCUCAGCCAGUGUUUUGAUUUCGUUUUGCAAGGCUGUCAUCUGUCAACCGUCGGAUUUGACGCACUUCAAGAGUGCGCACGUGAUAGUAAGAAAGGGUCUCAAGACAUCUUAUAACCUGCAGUCAGGCCCUCCGUGUUGAGUUUACCAGACUAGACCAAAUAUCGCAGCGCAAUGUCGUUGUAGAGGUGACUGUUUGGGUAGCGAACCGAACGAACGUAAACAAAAACACACACGGAGAUAUUCUCCGUGUGAAGCCUGGUCUAUCUCGGCAGCGUACCUCUAGGCUCCGUUCCAUGUUUUCGCAUACCACCGUGUCCCGUAGUGUGAGGUCCUGUCUACUGACAUGACAGCCCCAUUGUUCUUACAAGCAACACGGCCAAUAACCUCUGGCUCGCUGACCCCCGUCAUUGGUCGAGCUCACGGGUCAAGCUGUCACAACCGGCGCGUGAUUGGCUAACACGUUGGGUUUAUCUUCCAUGACGUCACGACAUUUGUCAGGAGUGUUUUGAAUUUCGCUCGAAGUAUACAUACACAUUCAUAGAAGUUGAGUAAAUCCCGCGAUGUAGUUUUUUUUAGGAAAGUCGCGCGUAAUUUUGAUUCGAUGUAUUGAAACCGUGAGUUCCGAAUCGUGUUCAAUCUACUGGAUAGCAAUGGAGCCAUGACAAUGGGAUGUGGAAGUAGCAAAAAGUUAUUACAAGAAAGUCCAUCGGAGCGGGUCGUAACAACAACGUUGUUGGCCGAAGGAUCUCCAUCACGUGAAGCUGGUACGCGCUCGAGUGGAGACAAGCCUUAUGCAAAACGCAAACUCUCUGGUCAGAAAACAAAAGGCGAGAAAUACAAGGCAAGAUUCGAUAUUCGAGUCACUAAGGAGUAUGAAAUCAAAGCGCUUAUCGGUCGAGGGUCGUUCAGUCGUGUUGUACGCGUCGAGCACUAUCAAACGAAACAACCCUACGCGAUCAAAAUGAUGGAGAUCGAACAGGGAAAGGACGAGUUUCAGUCCGAGUUAGCCGUCCUUAGGCGGGUCAAACAUGAGUUUGUUGUUCGGUUGUACGAGGUGUUCGAGUGUAAGAACAGGGUUUACCUGGUCAUGGAGUUGGCAACGGGAGGAGUGUUGCUAGAUCGAAUACUCUCCAAGGGGUUCUUCACCGAGCGGGAUGCGACCAGGGUCAUCUAUAUGGUGUUAGAGGGAGUACGUUAUCUCCACUCGCUGGGUAUAACCCACCGGGACCUUAAACCGGAGAAUCUACUCUACUACCAUCCCGGCAAUGAUUCCAAGAUUAUGAUCACGGAUUUCGGGCUGUCGAAUUUGCGCAAGCACCCGGACGAUCGAACGAUGGAGACGACGUGUGGUACCCCGGGGUACAUGGCACCCGAGGUUCUAUUGAGCAAGCCGUACACAAACUCCGUAGAUAUUUGGUCAAUUGGGGUGAUUACGUUUAAUGUACUCAGUGGUCAAAUGCCGUUUGCGGAUGACCACAGAUCGAGGUUAUACAAGAAGAUUCUGCGAGGGAAGUUUAGCUUCAGUGGUGAGCCAUGGGAUGAUGUGACAGACAUGGCUAAAGACUUCAUUAAUAAGCUGAUUGUCUAUGAGCCUGAGAUGAGGCUAACAGCAGAGCAGGGGAUUAAACAUCCAUGGAUUGCUUCAAGUGCUGCAACCUCAAGUUUGAAAAAUCUACAUAAAUCUAUCAGUCAGAACUUAUUAAAAUCAAGAGGGAACAGUGCAAAGUCCAACCGCUCUCAGAAAUCCAAUAGAUCUAUACGGUCGGUUAUUUCAAGGCACUUGAGUAAUUCUCAGACACACCAGCUACAACUGUCUAAUCUUCAGGAAAAGGAAGCAGAAGUAGCCCCUUCUACUCUUAGAGAUCAAAGACCACUGGAGAAAGCAACUGUUCACAGAGAAACAGCCACAACUAGCCAGACUGUUCACAAGAAACAGUAUGAAUACUUGCAUAAGCAACUUGAUGGUCCCACUGAAAGAACACAAGAAGUUUCACUAGAAAGGAAAGUGCACAUAAAUAGAAUGGCCAUGGAGCCACAGGUUCCUUUUGAAAAUUUCCAAAGGAGUAGCAUGCCCCGUGGAAGCAUGCCUCACACCUUUAAAUCUGUACCUCCUACUUACACACUAGAGCAAAUCCUAACAAGGAGGUCAGACCAACACCAGCUGGCACCGCCAGUAUUUGGCAUGCAUAUACAACAAAGUGCCAAGGAAGAGAGACCCCCCCACUUUAGGUCACAGUUUAUAGACAUGGAUAGCUCACCACCAUCUAGAGGUCAUCACCCAUUUCCAGGUCUGAGGAACAACUUCCUGGGUAACUUUUGCGCAUCUGAUGAACCAAUUUCAAAAGAGGAAAGCAUUAAUUCUGAUAUGGAGGUCAGUGUGACAAAUCCCACAACAAGCUCUUUAGAGCAGGUAGGAGGAGUGUUUAGACCAAGAUUGUCACCAAUGCCUAGGAGAAAUAACAGAAUUUUCUCUCAAGGAGAUGAUUAUAUGUGUUGAAGAAGCAAGAUCAGAGUUGUCCCUAAGUUUCUGCUGCUGCCAAAGACAGGCUGAAUUGUGGCUAAUGAAUACUUGAUUAUAUAAAAGUUUGAAUUUAAAACAAAUCCAAUUUCCUGGCCGAACACAAGCAAAUUUCUUUGGGACAUCCCUGCUAGCUUGACAUUAGGUAGUUAAAAAAUUUCAAAGAUAACCGCAACCGAUAGCUGCAUUUAUUUUAAUGAAUAAUAUUUAACAAUUAGACUAGAGUUCGGCGCAUAUUAUCUAUUGACUCAGAGAAAAUGAGAACGAGUAGUCUAAUUGUUUUAGUAUAAAUCCACUCACAUACUACCUUCAAAUAAAUAAUGAUUUUAAAAAAUCUAAGUAAUAAAUAACCUCUUUUGUCACUACUUUUUCGCUACUUACUAUCUAUGGCUCAAUAGAUAGUGAGUACGGGAGCCAAUCAAAUUGCGAGAUUCAGGAUAGUAUGUGAGUGGAUUUAUAUGGUAUGGUAAGAGUGGAGGGUAAGUCUCCCAUGUUCUGUCGUAAAACAUAACAGAAUUGACACUACAUUAUACUUUGAUACUCAUUCUAAUAAUUUUUUUGUUAAAAAAGAAAGCAUCUGCCUCUAAUUCCAGGGGUUGUUUUUAAAGUAAGGCCUCAAAUUUUUGGCAUGGCACAAAUGUUCUAAAAAAUAAUACUAUAAAUUGUUUUGAAAAAAAAAUUGUAUUAUGAAAUUCAUAAAUACACAUUGAAAUAUAAAUUAAUAAAUGGAUAUAAUGUUUUGAAGAGGAAAAAAUGUCACAUUAUUUCAGCACUUCAGUGUUGAAUAAAUACCUCCUUUGUGAUACAAAAUGUGUAAAACAGGCCCUGUGUUUUAAUUUAGAUCACUAGCUUUUACAAAAAUGAUCUCAACGUUAUAAAAACAAACUCCUCAAGGUAUCAAUCCAACUAGGCUUAUUAAACUAAUCAUUCAACUAAUUGCAAAGUUUCUAUCAAUCUUUGUUAACUUCUUAAUAUCAGCUGAAGCACUAUAAAUUUUUCAUUUGUAAAACUGAUACAGGAGACUUUUACAUAAUGCAAAGGGGCUUAUUUCUAGUCAGCAAGGAUGUGUAUGAUUAUACUAGAAUUGCUAAUAUUGAUGGUCGCCUAAGAAUUAAUUAAGCAAAUUGAUGAAAUUGUAAGAUAUAUAUAAAUAAAUUUAGAAAAUUGAUGAUGAUAUCAAUAUAUUGUAAAGCUACACUUAUUGCUGGCAUGUUGAUAUUUACUCUGAUGUAACUAUAUAUAUGCAUCAUAAAUAUAUAUUAUAUUGUAAUAUACUCACUACAACAAAUACAGUUUAUACACGUUUUAUAUACAAAUAUCAUAUUUUAAGAUUACUGUAUUUUAUAUAUGAAUCUUGCAAGAAAAUGCACUGUUCAUAUCAAUGGCUAACCAUGAUAGCAUUAUUGCAGGAAAGCAAGCAUGUAUGGGGGAGAGUGAACAAUUUGAGGUGUGAAAAAAAAAAAAAACAACUAUGCUCAACUCUCUAUUUACUAACACUCUAAUUAACAACUAUAUUGUAAUCAAAUAUCCAGCUAGUGACCCUUUCAGAAAUAGACAGCUACGCUUCAGUUAACUAUAUACUUAUUUACACUAUCAUGCUGACACACAUACUUCAAUUAACAAACUGCUUACUGGCAAUCAGAAAAAUUCUCUGACAAACACUGUAAGUGAAACACCUUGGACAAUUAUUUUUGCAGAAGCCUUUUUUCAGUUCUAAGGUUAUCCACUUAUAAAUGACUUACUGUAUUGGGCUCUCUUAUAUAAAUCCUAGACAGAACCCUGCUUCCCAAAGGCAGCCCCAUACCAUGUUAUUAUCUUGAGGCAUAAUGCUGUCAUGGUUACUUUACAGGGUUGACUCAACAUUUGGGUCAUACAUAUGUGGAUACAGUAUGGUAUAUUGUAAUGUUUUUUUAAAAUAGAGAAUGGAACUGUUUAUACUUAAAUUGAUAGUUUCAGAUAUAUAUUUUGAUUUAAACAAGGCCUGACAUUGCACAAUGCUUACCGCUGUAUUUUCAAGAUCAUAAUUAUGUUAAUCCAAAACUUUUUUUGCUAAGAUUCUUAGAAAAAGGUUCCAUUUUCUAUAUAAAGGACUUUGCAUUUUGGUCAAGUUACAUAUAAGAUGAACUUUAAAUCAUUUAUCUAAAAAGAUGUAUUUAUUUUAUUAUAUAAGAUUGCUAUUUCUAAACAAAAACAUGUUAAGUGACACAUCAAUUGUUUACUCAUAUGCAGUAAUUGGCAUUCAGCUUAUUAACAUUUAGCCUGCCAGUCAGUUCUCAGGGAGUGUCCAUACCCUGAUGGGGGAGGGGGGAUGGGUGUCUGUAAAAAGUGAACACUCUGAUUUUUUCAUGAGCUCUACUGAAAUCCUAGGGUUGUUAAAGAGGGGAGGGGGGGGAGCACUGAAAAAAAAAUUACCCGAAAGGGGGAGGGGCACUGAAUUUUAAGGUGGCCUGAGUCAAAAUCUUCCCUCUUCCUUAGUGUAUUUGAUGGACACUUUCUUAAUGAGGUUUAUCCAGAAAUAUCUAUUUUUGAAUGUGUGAUGACCAAGGCUCUUGUGUAUGAACUUGUCCAAAACACAGGACCCUAAAAUGUUAUUAAAAAAAGUGCUAGCUGGUAAGCUGUAUAUGCAUUUAGUUUUCACUGCCACUCAAUAUUUUAUGGAGUAAAUGAGAAUCUUUUGCACUAAGGCAUUGGCAUUAAGGAAUAUGUGGGUUUUAUUGUAUGUGAAAAGGUUGUGGAAAGUGUUACUUACACUUUUAAAAGGAUGUCAGAAACUAUGUAGAGUCAUUUCCAUGUGCAGUAGAACUCCCAUAUCCAGGAGUGCUGUAUUUUACAUUUAGAAGGCCAAUUUUCACAAAAUUGGAAUGCAAUAACAAUUUCCAAGAAAGGCUAAAUCCUAACAAAAAUGACUUUGUAUAUUUACAUUUUCCUUUUAUUAUCCAGCCUUAUCAGCAAAAAAGCAUAAAUAUAUUGUUUGUAGGUAACUGUGUGCGUCAAAUGAUAUUGUAGUUAAAUUUUGAAUCUAUCUACAUUACCUAUGUAUUAUAAAUGGUAUUUACACAAAUCAAAAAUAAAUUUUUACAUUGCAA
This is a messenger RNA of Nematostella vectensis (starlet sea anemone), 5909 nucleotides long. Its product is annotated as serine/threonine-protein kinase H1. NCBI's taxonomy places the organism in Eukaryota, Metazoa, Cnidaria, Anthozoa, Actiniaria, Edwardsiidae. The coding region runs from base 964 to 2802 and encodes 612 amino acids. The transcript is spliced from 2 exons. The record is from RefSeq and is a predicted model, not a curated record. Gene Ontology annotation, molecular function: ATP binding; protein kinase activity. Gene Ontology annotation, biological process: protein phosphorylation.